Messenger RNA from Coregonus clupeaformis (lake whitefish), 1171 nucleotides. Its product is annotated as metabotropic glutamate receptor 8-like. NCBI's taxonomy places the organism in Eukaryota, Metazoa, Chordata, Actinopteri, Salmoniformes, Salmonidae. The record is from RefSeq and is a predicted model, not a curated record. Gene Ontology annotation, molecular function: group III metabotropic glutamate receptor activity. Gene Ontology annotation, cellular component: membrane. Gene Ontology annotation, biological process: G protein-coupled glutamate receptor signaling pathway; regulation of synaptic transmission, glutamatergic. The transcript is spliced from 3 exons. The coding region runs from base 602 to 1171 and encodes 189 amino acids.
AAGUGAUCAUGGAUUAUGGUGAAUUGAAACAGUCAAUUUAAAUAAACUGCCCAGUAUGUACAGAAACAACUAACAAACAUCAGAGAAGCAUUAGGUAGCCUAGAGUUGGAAAACCAAUCACGGUCGUGUGGGAGUAUUGGGUGAUUCCACGAUACAAGAGAAGCGCUCGCGUUUCAUGUGCUGUUCUUUAAGCACCACGAGCACAGCACAGGCUUGCGCGGCAUUGGUUAGGUAUUGAGAGCGCGAGGGACCCGAUCUCAGUCAACCGCAGGGUCUUUUGAGCAUGUGACGCCCAGGAUUGCAGAGAGAGAUCACCACUGUCCAGCCAGUGUGAGAAACUCAGCCUCUCUUCUCUCCAGCUCCCUUAUAUCACUCAAACUACACCCCUUUCCCAGUGAUGCCAGGUACAUGCAUCAGCAGCUCUUUGAAACCCAGAGGUAAUCAUCCAUAACCCUGCCCUGAUUUAGAGAGGAGGGGCACCCAUGGUACGCCCCACCCUGUUCACCCACCACCACCCACCAGCUGCCUGCUGCUCCGAUCUUCCAGUGCUACACCACCCCUCCCCUGACCCACUAUCCCACUCGCCUGCACUGCUACCACCAUGGCCAGGGAGUCCAAACACCCCUCCCUCUCCCUUUACUGCUUCCUAAUGACUACCAAAUGCUACUGCCUGUUGGUCUCUGCCACUCAGAAGCCCUCGGACCCGCAGCUGCCUCUGCAGGAGUAUGCCCACUCUAUCCGGUUGGACGGUGACAUCAUGCUGGGUGGCCUAUUCCCUGUACACUCCCGUGGCGAGAGAGGUGUGCCCUGUGGGGAGCUGAAGAAGGAGAAGGGCAUUCAUAGACUGGAGGCCAUGCUGUUUGCCAUUGACCUGAUCAACAAGGACCCAGAGCUGCUACCUAACGUGACCCUGGGGGCGCGCAUCCUGGACACGUGUUCCAGAGACACCUAUGCCCUGGAGCAGUCACUGACCUUCGUCCAGGCACUCAUCGAGAGGGACGGCUCAGACGUGCGUUGCGCCAACGGGGACCCACCCAUCUUUGCCAAGCCGGAUAAGGUGGUUGGGGUCAUAGGGGCGGCGGCUAGCUCGGUGUCCAUCAUGGUGGCCAACAUCCUGCGGCUCUUCAAGUUCUUACUUCAGACCUCCCCUCACCCACCCCCCUCCAUUUGA